Messenger RNA from Cylas formicarius (sweet potato weevil), 986 nucleotides. RefSeq names its product superoxide dismutase [Mn] 1, mitochondrial (gene Sod2). Lineage: Eukaryota; Metazoa; Arthropoda; Insecta; Coleoptera; Brentidae. The record is from RefSeq and is a predicted model, not a curated record. Gene Ontology annotation, biological process: superoxide metabolic process. The coding region runs from base 247 to 891 and encodes 214 amino acids. Gene Ontology annotation, cellular component: mitochondrion. Gene Ontology annotation, molecular function: metal ion binding; superoxide dismutase activity. The transcript has 4 exons.
CAAUUUGCCAGCACUAUUUCUUCUUUACUUCUAUUAACUAAUGUUAAAAAUGAUUAAGGGUCCAACAUUUUUUUUCUUCUUUUGCUUGUGUUGUUAUACCACUGGAAUUAUUGGUUAAAACGAUGUGUCAAAUGUCAGAUGUCAUAAUGUAUUAAUUUUUUGUGAUAUUAAUAAGGAAAAUCUCAAUCUUAAAAUAGUAUAUUAUUAGCGUCUUUUAACAUUGAAGUGGUCUUGGAUAUUGAUAAAAUGAUUGUUGUUAAAAGAGUGACUUCAACCGUGGCAAGACAUAUAAGAAACAAGCAUAGCUUGCCCGAUCUUCCAUACGAUUAUGCGGCUUUGGAGCCCGUAAUUUCGCGCGACAUCAUGAACUUACAUCAUAGCAAACAUCAUCAGACUUACGUAACCAACUUAAACGCUGCCGAAGACAAAUUAAAAGCGGCUGUAGAAAAUGGAGACGUUAACACUCAGAUAUCACUUGGACCAGCGAUCAAAUUCAAUGGAGGUGGACAUUUGAAUCACUCAAUUUUCUGGCUUAAUCUGAGUCCCUCCAGUACAGACCCAAGCCCUGAACUUUGCAAAGCUCUCCAAAACUCCUUUGGAAGUGUAGAAAACAUGAAAAAACAGUUGUCAGCAUCCACUGUUGCUAUUCAAGGCUCAGGUUGGGGUUGGUUGGGAUAUGAUAAGCAAUCAGGUUUGAUAAAAAUAGCCACUUGCGGAAACCAGGAUCCACUGCAAGCCACGACAGGGCUAAUUCCACUUUUUGGAAUAGAUGUAUGGGAGCACGCUUAUUACCUUCAAUACAAGAAUGUUAGGGCAGACUAUGUAAAUGCCAUAUUUGAUAUUGUUGACUGGAAAGAUGUUAGUGAAAGGUUUGCCAAGGCUGCAGCAUAAUUUUGUGUUACUAUUUUUUUAUUUUUUUAAAGAAAUAGUCAAUGUUUUAAGGUCUACUGUUUUAGUUUAGUUUAAUAUAAUUAAUUAAAACCCAA